GUCAAACAGAAUUUUAUACUCUGUGGUUAAAAAAUACGAAAAGCGUCAAAUCGUCAAUAAAAUUAUAAUCCACGUUUUAACAACAUAUUCUCCAAGUUUAUCUAUAAAAUAUUAAAAUGUUAAAUCCUUGAGUUAUUUACCACAGUUUUAAGUGGACUGGAAUAGUGUUCAUGUUUAUUGUGUUCAUUGAAAAGUAACCAAAAAUGGCAAGGUCGCCUAAGGAUGAUCCAAUAUACAACGAUAUGAAGCACAAUACAUGGAACUAUCAUGCGGAAACCGCUGGAAACUGUGUACCUGAUGCUUUGAAUGAGAGAAAACCGCCACAGAUCUCGCCCAACCCGAGUGUCAUGAACGAUAAUAGUAUUUACGUCAACCCGAGUUUCGGCAAUGAAGUUUAUUUGAACAAACACGCUUACAACGUGCAGUCUGGCGAUGCCGCCGCCAAUAAAGAUGACAAGAUCCCUUUUAACAACAUGCCUAAUGUUCCUCGCGCCAAUCAAAAUUACGGUAAUGCUAUGCUCAAAUUGAGUAAUGGUCAAUCUGUGCGUGUUUUUUACGACGAGAACAAUCAACAGCUUAUAUUUCCAAUGUCGGCCGGUCAGUAUGAACUGUUUAACCACAAUCAGGGAGUGCGCGACAUCCCCCUACAGAUGCCUCAACCGUCACACAUGUUUACACUGAACCAGGACUUUGCUAUGAACAAUAACAAUGUCCACACACCUCCAACAACUGUAAACCAAACUACUUAUCCUGAAAAUGUUACCAAUCAGUCCCCUACAUCUAACUUUCUCAAAGACUUAUUGGGUAAUUUGGAGCCUAAUUCAACUGGCACAUACUCUCCAUUUGGACAAAACUACCCCCUCAAUCAUCCAGAUGCAUCAAAUAUGAAUAUUCUCACAAACAAUCCUGUAAUAGAACCUCCCAAGAACCAACCUAUAAAGGUAGACAAUUCACCAAAAAGAAAUGAAAACAGCCCUCUUGCUGACACAAGCAAUAAGAAGCGGAUUGUAGCAGAAGUGAAACCAAUGCGUCCAUCAUACUCAGAUGUGUUGGCGAAGAAUACUAAAAACACUUCUCCAACUGAAACAACUCGUAAGGCAAAGCCUCAAAACAUAGAAACAAAGCCAAUGAAUAAUAAAACAAACUCAAAACCUGAGAAACAGACUAAUAUAAAGCAGGAUGAUAAUAAACAUAAAAGUGAGAAGAAACAGAACACAAACACUAUAUCUUCAGGCAGUGAGUCUGGAGAUAUAAACACAGAUGACAAUGAGAAGCGUCAGAAGCCAAACAAAAAGUCUAAGAACAAACGCAACAACAUCUCACGUAAAUGGUCAUCUCUGGAUGACAUAACUAAUGAAGAAGAGUCUGGCUACACACAUGACAGUGAAAGUCAGUUUGUAUUCAUUGAGAAUCCGGAGAAGCCAUCGAAAAAGGAGAAGAAAUCGGACAGUAAAUCAAAGGGAUCUGAUAAGAAUGCAACCACUGAGGAUGAAUUUAAGUUAGAUGAGGAAGAUGAUCAGCUGCAGUUUGUUAUACAAGAGGGUCAGGGUGAAAGUGGAAAGGCUAAAAAGAAGAAGGAUGGACGUAAUUAUCACAAGGUCACAAAGCCUGUGCAGGACAAGAAGAAAAAUGUUUCAAAGCUUAGAAGGAACAAACCAGGCUACUUGGGGUUGGCCCAGAACUAUUUGGAACACUGGGGUGGAGCAACGUGGAAGGCACUCAUAUGGUUCAUGUAUCUACUAUCAGAUAUAUGUCGCAUGAGUUUCCAUUUGUCAUUUGACUUAUGCACAUCAGUGUUUACUCAAACAUAUGUAAGUUCUCAAGCAGUAUGGCGCAGCACCAAGGACUGGAUGAGCAAGCUCAGUGACAACAAAUACUUUUUGUAUAUCGACAGAAAAUUCGGACACACCAAGCUUGGCUUUUGGCGAAAAUUGAAAUGGUUUAAAAAGGUGGAGUUAGAAACGGACAAUGGAAAUGAUUCGACAAAGCUGAACGCGAACAUACCUUUGCCGGCAACUGGAGAAGAAGCUAUGAAGAGGCUGCUAGCAUGCAAGGGGAAAGAUCCUUACAGUAUAUUGGGUGUUAGUGUGACGUGCACAGACGAGGAAAUAAAGCGGUACUACAGACGGCAAGCGUUCCUCGUGCACCCGGACAAGAACCAACAGCCCGGCGCAGAAGAGGCUUUCAAAAUACUACAACACGCCUUCGACCUUAUUGGGGAGCCGGAACGCAGAGAAGCGUACGAGCGUCGUGCGUUAGAGUCACGGCACGUGGAAGCCGCGUGGAGCGAGCUCAGUCAGCUCCUCGCGCAGCUACAUGAUAAAAUGGAGUUCGCAGCUAAUACCAUCAGAUGUACGAACUGUGGACGUCGACACAAGCGAGUACUGACGGACCGGCCGUGCUACGCUGCGCGGUACUGUGUGCAGUGCAAGAUCAGACAUUCUGCUAAGGAGGGCGACAUAUGGGCGGAGUCGAGUAUGAUGGGUCUGUUGGUGAUGUACUACGCCUGCAUGGACGGCGCCGUCUACCAGAUCACGCAGUGGGCCAGCUGUCAGAAAAAGAACCUGAAGCAGCUAAGGCCUGACUGUCACGUGGUCCAGUACCGCAUCGUGCUCGGGAACAAGGCGGCCGCGGCCUCGGACAUCAACCAAAGACCUUCCACUGGGCACGAUCCUAAUCUCGAAGAGUUCUUGAACAAUCUGUACAGCAAGUCCGGAGUGUCGGCUAACGCGACAAGCCCCAAGCAGUCGCCCCCGGACGCUACAGACGCAAAAAAGCGACGCAAUAAAAAACCUAAAGCAUAAACGAAACGCCUCUCGUGAAAAUAAAAAAAUUGAGCUGUCAAAAUAGAUGGACUUGAAUUCGCGCGCAAUUCAAAUAUCGAACGCAUUUGACGUGAGCUGGUCAUGCCUGCCGUACCCAACUGUGAAACACUUGCCUUUUACAAAUAAAGAAAGUAUAAAUUAAACAGAAAUUAAACCUUAUUACUGAUCUAUAAAUAUAAUUAUUUCUAAAUAAAUAUUGUGUGGCUAAGAUGGCGCUUGAAGGAUAGAUUGUGUAAGCGUUAAAACUAUGUGUAUGAAAUGUCGCUAACGUACCUACUUAGGUUAGAAACUUUUGAUGAGAAUAAAUUUUAAAGUUUUUGCUAGCUAAUUAGUUUGUGUCAUUCUUAAUUUGCUUAAUUUUGUGAUACAUGAGAUUGCGAAGUUAAUAUUGUAAAAGUUUUUCUUAAGUUUGAAUGGGAAUUGGUAGAUGUUCUACGAUGGCACAGAUACCAUGCUGAUUUCCAUUUAACUUUUAUCAAAUAUAACACUCGAGUCAUUAGUAAUAAAUAUAUUUUCAAUUCUUUCACGGAAUAUCUGUUGUUUCUGAAUAAAUUGAUGUUUGACAAUUUUGACUUCUAUCUUUGGGAUUGUGCGUUCAGAUGUCAUCUGUUACUAGCUUCGUGAGCUAGAGACUUAGACCUACCACUAGUUAGUUUAAUACUGAUUACUCAAAUUCGACUUAA
Spodoptera exigua (beet armyworm) is the source of this 3508-nucleotide messenger RNA. Lineage: Eukaryota; Metazoa; Arthropoda; Insecta; Lepidoptera; Noctuidae. The record is from the annotation of a GenBank genome assembly.